GCCUCCGCGGGGGCUCCGCCGGCGCACCGGGAUGCAGCGUCGGCGGGGCCGCAGAGGAGCCCCGGCGGGUGGAGAAGGCCGCCCGGCCUCGGCGGUCUCCGCGAGGCUCCCUGCGGCGGCCUCCGCUCCGCGUUGGCUUGGCUCGGCUCAGCUCCACCCUUCGGACCUCGAACCCCCCGUUAGGCAGGAAGCUGACAGCAGUUUGGGUUAGCUCUCCGACCCACCCUUUUCCUGCCUGUGCCAUCUCCUCCGCGCUGGGUUGCUGUUAACCCUCCGUGCUCCAAGCGAGCUGCAGCGAGGGUGCUACCUCCGCCCGGCGCCUGAGGAGCAAUGUCUUCUCCUUCCCGUGGAGCAGGGGUCCGGUCCGGUGCGGGACAGUGAAGUUGGGUGUGAAGAUGUUGGUUUCCUCAUUCAGUCUUCCACGCAGCAGCUUGGUCCUGACUUGGGUCAGAAUUUUCCUCUUUGGUUUUCAUGUUCACAAGCUGGAUUCUGCCCAGUUCAGAGUCCUGGGACCCGAGCACCCCAUCACUGCUGUCGUGGGAGGAGACGUCGUGCUGCCCUGCCACCUCUCCCCCCGGCUGAACGCUGAGAACAUGGAGGUGAGAUGGUUCCGGUCCCGGUUUUCCGUCUACGUGCACCUCUAUCACGGUGGACAGGACCACUACUCAUCCCAGAUGCCCGAAUACCAGGAGAGGACAGAGUUUUUGAAAGAGGGCAUCUCCUUUGGAAAUGUUUCCUUGCGGAUCCUCAGAGUCAGGCUGACCGACGAGGGACAGUAUCAGUGCCUCGUUAAAGAUGGAAACUCUUACGAAGAAGCCACGGUAGAGCUGAAGGUAGCAGUUUCAGGUUCCAGUCCCCUUCUCUCCGUGGAGGAUUACCAAGACGGAGGUAUCCGAGUGGGAUGUCGAGCAACUGGCUGGUACCCAAAACCUGAGAUGCUGUGGAGAGAUUCCCAAGGGCAGCAGUUCCCUUCGUUUGCUGAAUCAGACUCCCGAGACGGGAACGGCUACUUUGAAGUGGAGAAGUCCAUCAUUAUCCAAAAAACCUCAAAGCGAAAUGUCUCCUGUUUUAUCAGGAACAUGCAGCUUGACCAGGAGAAAGAGUCAACUAUUCACAUAUCAGAUCCGUUUUUUCCCGAGGUCUCUCCCUGGGUGGUAGCUUUGGCCGCCGCCCUGGCUGCCUGCUUCGCUUUGUUCAUCGUCCUGCUUGUUUUCAUUCUCCGACUUCAAGCCAGGCACGCCGCAGAACUGGAGGAACGUGACGCAGAAAUCAGGAAACACGCUGCAGAACUUCGGUGGAGAAACACCAUCAUCCCAGUGGAGGAAGUGCACGUCACGCUGGACGCGGACACGGCUCACCCCCAGCUCAUCCUCUCUGCGGACGGGAAGAACGUGAGGCGGGGAGACACGCGGCAGGCCAUGCCCGACAACCCCGAGCGGUUCGAUACCUACCACUGCGUCCUGGGCCAGGAAGGCUUCAUCUCGGGGAGAUAUUUCUGGGAGGUGGAUGUGGGGACUGAAGAAGGGGGGGUCUGGGCAAUGGGGGUGGCCAGGGAGUCCAUGAAGAGGAAGGGAUGGAUCAACCCGGCCCCUCAGGAUGGGAUCUUGGCUAUUUUCCAGUGCGGAGGCCAGUACUGGGCUCUAACCUCCCCUGAUCAUAAACCUCUCAUGCUCACCCAGAUCCCCCGGACGAUUAGGGUCUAUCUGGACUUUGAAGGGCAGAAGGUGGCCUUUUUUGACGCUGACAGCGAAAACUUGCUCUUCACUUUCCCACUGGCCCCGCUGACCGGGGAAAGGAUUCGUCCCUGGUUCCGUGUGGGGCCGAUUGCCCGGCUCAGCCUGAAGUCAGCUCCUCCGCUCGCACGUGCCCUCAGCGCGGAGGAACUUCUGCUCCAUCCGGGCUGCCCUCUGCAGAGCCUCUCCAAGGUGCCCGGCGGGUGCGUGGCCCCGUGCACGCCGGGCAGCAGGAACUGACAAGCACAGGGACAACCCGCGCGGUCUGUAAGCACGCACGCAACGCUGCUCCGGCCACCUUCGCCGUCCGUCCACGGGUCUCCCUCCGAGCGGAGCUGCCUGGGACAGUCUGCAGCAAGAGGGAGCAGCGGUCAAGACAACUUUUGUGCUCCUAAGGUGACGUCUCCAGGCAAACUGCUUGCCCCCAGAAGGCCUUGUUGCAACCUCUGGCCAUGAGCAGAGCCUAGACAACCAACAAGCAUGUCAGCACCUACCUGAGGUGGGGAAGGAAAACUUCACUGAGCCAGUGGCAAGGCUGGGAAGGAGGAACUGUGCAUCUCCCCUCUUCUUUUUCACUUUAAUUCCCUAAAGUCUUGUGAAACUCGGUCUGUUAAACGGAACUGCAAGGGCCAGCAUCGUCUGCCACACAGCUCCAAACAAGGAACCAUUUCAGUAGUGGGAUGUGCAGUGCUCUGAUGUCUAAUACUUUCCAAGUGUUGUGAUAUGCUCACAUGUACUUAAAAAAAGAUACUACUUAGAUUAAAAAGGAUUUUCCCUCUGUA
This is a messenger RNA of Rhea pennata, 2515 nucleotides long. Its product is annotated as butyrophilin subfamily 1 member A1-like. The record is from RefSeq and is a predicted model, not a curated record. Gene Ontology annotation, molecular function: signaling receptor binding. Gene Ontology annotation, cellular component: external side of plasma membrane. The transcript is spliced from 10 exons. The coding region runs from base 396 to 1973 and encodes 525 amino acids. Gene Ontology annotation, biological process: regulation of cytokine production; T cell receptor signaling pathway. NCBI's taxonomy places the organism in Eukaryota, Metazoa, Chordata, Aves, Rheiformes, Rheidae.